Molecule: messenger RNA, 1547 nt
Organism: Cydia amplana
Lineage: Eukaryota; Metazoa; Arthropoda; Insecta; Lepidoptera; Tortricidae
Product: putative transporter svop-1
Exons: 10
Coding region: 12-1547 (511 amino acids)
Biological process (GO): transmembrane transport
Cellular component (GO): membrane
Molecular function (GO): transmembrane transporter activity
Source: RefSeq, a predicted model, not a curated record
UUUUGUUCAAUAUGGAUAACAAUAACACGAGAGUUUCCAGUCGAAAAUGUAGUUUCGAUGCGGCUUUAGAGUUAACCGGCUUCGGGAAAUACAACAUAGCAAUGCUCAGCUCGUGUUGCCUCCUAAUCCUAGCCAUGUACCUGGACAUAUUCGGCUUCUCGGUGAUACUGCCAGCGGCGGCGUGUGACCUGGCGCUCUCUACCAGUCAGCAGGGUUUGCUGUCUGCCGUGCCUCUCAUAGGUGUAAUGGUGUCUUCAUACGCAUGGGGCUUAUGCGCGGACACUCGCGGCCGCCGCUGGACCCUGCUACUGGCGAUGCCCAUUGGAGCAGUUCUCAAUCUGGCUGCAAGCAUGGCUCCUGGUUACCGGAGUCUGGCGAUACUGAAGUUCCUCUCUGCUGGAUUUACAUCUUCAGCGAAUGCAGCAGCCUUUGUUCUGGUUGGUGAGACCACACCCGCGAGACAUCGAAGUCGCUUUAUGUUCCUCAUGGCCAGUGCCACCAUGCUGGUGCAGUUCAUCAUUUGUGUAUUUGCGAUCCCAGUCUUCAGCCUGACCUUCCGCUACCCCAUCUCCUGGCUCUCCCUGGACUACCGGCCCUGGCGGCUGCUGAUGCAGAUCAUCAGCGUCCCCGGCAUCAUCGGCUGCCUGGGCAUGCUGGUGCUGCUGGAGAGCCCCAAGUUCCUGCUCAGCAAGGACCGGGAGCAGGAGGCGGUAGAGGUGCUGAGGAGCAUGCAUGCGUGGAAUGAGACUGGGAAGAAGUUUGCUAUGGACGUGGUGUACAUGGAAGAGUCCAUCCAAACGGAAGCUUCAUCAUUUUUCCGUCGAAUGUGGCAGCAGACGGCGCCACUGUUCAAGCCGCCACUGCUCAGGAACAACUUGAAACUGUACUACAUUCUACUGUGCGCGUAUAUGACGUCCACGGGCUACACGAUGUGGGUGCCAACAAUGACGAACGCGUACUUCAACGGUGACGACAGCUCUGGGCAGGCCUUCUGCACUGUGGCGAGUAAGGCCGCUUCGUCUUCUGCCUCCGAAUCAACAGACUGCGAUAAUGUAAUUCAAUCUCUCACUCUCUACGCCGUGAUGUGUUACUCCGGAGCAUCAGGAACUCUCAAUGUCCUGCUCUCGUUCGUGGUUGGUCCGCUUGGAAAGAAAAGGACGACUCUAUUAGUUUUUGUCAUCUCUGCAGUAGCAGGAGUCACCCUGCUGUUUGUGAAAAUUCCACUUUUGAGCAUUGCCUUGUUCUAUAUAUUUUUGUAUGUGGCACUGAUAUUGGGCAAUGUUAAUACUUACUUGGUGGAGUUGAAUCCCACAUACUUAAGGGGUAUGGCAACUUGUUUAUCGGUGGUUGUAGCGCGAGGGUUCGGCUUCUUCAGUGUGCAGCUCAUCGCCCAGCUACUAGCAGACUACUGUACUCCUAUGAUAAGUGGUUACGUAGUGCUGGUUGCAAGUGGUCUAGUCGUUGCAUUUUUCCUCCCUGCAGAUGUGAAAAAGAAAGAUCACAAAAUAAUGGAAAGUCCGAUAGAGGAAGAGAAAACCAAAUUGUAG